AUGAACCUGAUCAUGUUCGUUGUAAGUUUUGUCAAGGUUUCCUUGGAGUGUAGACAAGCACAGCAGUUCCUUUCCAGAGAGCUCCCAGAGAGGUGCCGAGAUACGUUACAUCACAUUAAACACGUCAGUGCCGCCAAUAUUACGUCAACACUUGAUAUUGUUUUAAAUCCGAGGAAAUACGACAGACGACUAAGACCAGGAUUUAAAGAGGAACCAGUGGUCAUUUAUACAGACAUACUUCUGAGAUCGAUGGGACCAAUCUCCGAGAAAGACAUGGUAUAUUCCAUCGAGAUAUAUUUUCGACAGAGAUGGAUGGAUGCAAGACUGGCCACAAAUAUGUCUAUUGAGAACAUCUCUCUCAACAUCAAAGUGCUGGAUAAACUCUGGCAUCCCGACACAGUCUUCUACAAUGGUAGACAGUCUUAUCUCCAUUUUGUCCCAACUCCAAACCGAUUUAUACGAAUAAGUCCUAAUGGUUCCAUGUAUUUAUCACAAAGAUUGACUGUUAGAGCAGUUUGUCAAAUGGAGCUUCAGAAUUACCCUCUAGACUCCCAGAUCUGUGACCUCAAGAUAGGCAGCUUCGCCUACACAACCGAAGAGGUCGUGUAUGUUUGGCGUUACGGUCCAUUGAACUCUGUUCAGCUGUCUAAUGACAUGGCCAUGUCCCAGUUUGAUCUCAUUAAUUACUCUGCCACUUACUCUAACGUUUCCAGAAAAGGAGCUAUUCAUUCCUGCCUGACGGUCCGGUUUGGUCUCAGGAGACACACGGGGUAUUUCCUACUACACGUGGUUACUCCGUGCUCAUUACUAGUGGUACUAUCUUGGGUCUCAUUCUGGAUUAAUAGGGAGGCUACAGCAGAUAGAAUUGCUCUUGGUACAACCACAGUUUUAACUAUGACAUUUCUUGCCCUUGAUACCCGAGAUGAACUCCCUCGAGUCUCCUAUGCCACUGCGCUUGACCUGUACGUCUCUAUGUGUUUUAUCUUCGUCCUUUCCACUCUUGUACAAUUUGCCAUUGUUCACCUGUUCACCAAGAGAGGUCAUAGUGAUACGCAUCCCCAUCCCAAAAUAGACAGUUCGGAUGAAGAAAAUGCACCUACCCACAGAAAACUACAGCCCAGAACUACCAAAAGGAUAGCGUGUACUGAACAGAAUAUUCAAAAGAACCGAGUAUUCGUAUCCAGAGUUGAGAGUCAGAUGAAAGUGUGGUUUUCCAGCUUAAAGUUCAAAGGUCAUUCUGUCCGAGGAAAAGGUCGAGAUAUCCAAGCUAACAGUGUGAGCCAGAUUGACAAGGUGUGUCGAUUUGUUUUUCCAGUUACAUUUGUUAUCUUAAACAUAGCAUACUGGUCAUUUUACUUGACCAGAAACGAAUUUAAAAGUAUGUGAAAAUACUUGCCUUA
This is a messenger RNA of Saccostrea echinata, 1400 nucleotides long. RefSeq names its product gamma-aminobutyric acid receptor alpha-like. NCBI's taxonomy places the organism in Eukaryota, Metazoa, Mollusca, Bivalvia, Ostreida, Ostreidae. The transcript has 9 exons. Gene Ontology annotation, biological process: nervous system process; regulation of membrane potential; monoatomic ion transmembrane transport. The record is from RefSeq and is a predicted model, not a curated record. Gene Ontology annotation, molecular function: extracellular ligand-gated monoatomic ion channel activity; GABA-A receptor activity; neurotransmitter receptor activity. Gene Ontology annotation, cellular component: synapse; membrane; neuron projection. Bases 1 to 1386 code for a protein of 461 amino acids.